Messenger RNA from Colletotrichum graminicola M1.001, 906 nucleotides. RefSeq names its product class II Aldolase and Adducin domain-containing protein. The transcript is spliced from 3 exons. Gene Ontology annotation, cellular component: cytoskeleton. Lineage: Eukaryota; Fungi; Ascomycota; Sordariomycetes; Glomerellales; Glomerellaceae. Bases 1 to 906 code for a protein of 301 amino acids. The record is from RefSeq and is a predicted model, not a curated record. Gene Ontology annotation, molecular function: actin filament binding.
AUGGCUCCCUCCACCUCCGUCAACCAGGAAGAUACCUCGGAUGUCAUCCACAGCAACGUCAACGACAGCGGCGCUUCCCCCAGCUCAAAGCCGGCUACCAAACAUGAAGAGGCGACUAUCUUAAACCCGUCGGACUUCACUAUGCCCCAAAAGUUCGACAACCCGUACAAACAGCGGCAGCAUCUCAAGGAGCGCCUGGCCCUGGGAUUCCGCAUCUUCGCCAAGAAUGGCUUCGACGCCGGGGUGGCAGGCCACAUCACGGCCCGCGAUCCCGUGGAGCCGGAUACGUUCUGGCUGAACCCCUUUGGCGUUGCGUGGCCGCUCCUCAAAGCCUCUGACCUCAUUCGCGUAAACGCUGAGGGUAAGGUCGUCGACGGCGGCCCCGUGAAGCUCCUCAACACGGCCGCCUACAUGAUCCACCACGCAAUCCACGAGGCCCGCCCGGACAUUAUAUGCGUCGCCCACUCCCACUCCCUCUACGGCCAGGCCUUCUCGUCGCUCGGCCGCAAUCUCGACAUCAUCAGCCAGGACACCUGCGCCUUCUACAACGACGUCGUCCUCUUCGACUCCUUUGGAGGCAUCGUCCUCGGCAAGGAGGAGGGGUUGCGCAUCGCUGCCGCCCUCGGCGGCAAGAAGGCCGCCAUCCUCCAGAACCAUGGCCUCGUCACCUGCGGCAAGUCCGUCGAGAGCUGCGUCUACUGGUUCCUGAGCCUCGAGCGCUGCUGUCACCAGCAGCUCCUCGCCGACGCCGCCGCGGGCGGGCGGGGCCACGAAACGACAAAGGUCGACCAGGAGGACGCAGAGUUCACGUACAAGUCGAUCGGGUCGGAGCUCGCGGGCUGGUUCUCGGGAAAGCCGGCUUUUGACAUGAUGGAGCACGAAUCAGGGUUUGAGUAUAAGAAGUAG